UGAAGAGAGAGAGAGAGGGGGAAGAAGAACAGAGAUACAGAGAGUAACAGAGAGAGUGUGAGAGAGAAGAAAAAAAAACGGUUCCGUUAAUUUUGCCGUUACUAUAUGAAAGCUAAACCAUGGUGUCGGACCAGGAAAUAGCGAGAGGUGUUGAGAUUUUGCUCCGUCAGUCAGAUCCUAACGCCGUUACGUCGUUAAACGGCGUCGUACAGCAGCUCGGAGCAAAACUUGGACAAGACCUUUCGCACAAGGCGGAGUUUAUCAGUGAUCAGAUCAGUCUACUCCGAUCACAGGUACAGCAGCCGGUACAACAUCCGGCGAUGAUUAAAGACCAUUUUGCCCUCCUGAACCACCCACAGUUUGCUGCGCAACAGCAAUUUUAUUCCCAUUUUGCCCUUCAGCAACAUCAUCAGCAGCAGCAGCAACAACAAUACCUUUACUUUCAGCAGCAGCAGCACCGGCAACCACCUCUGCAGCCGCAAGUGCAGCAACAAGCUCCGUCGCCGGUGGUUGCGAGAGCAGCUGCGGGUUCUGCUCAGCAUGCGGCGUCAAAUGUCGCUUCUGCCCCCAAGGAAAGUGCUACUUCUGGAACGAAAAGGAGAGGUGGACCAGGUGGUUUAAACAAAGUCUGUGGUGUUUCACCUGAACUUCAGGUCAUAGUUGGUCAACCGGAAAUGCCCCGGACAGAGAUUGUGAAACAGCUGUGGGUGUACAUCAGAAAACACAACUUACAGGAUCCUGGUAACAAACGAAAGAUUAUCUGCAAUGAUGCUCUGCGAGCGCUCUUUGAAACAGACUGUACCGAUAUGUUCAAGAUGAAUAAGCUGCUGGCCAAGCAUAUUACAGCAUUAGAUCCUUCAAAACAAGUUGAGCAAGCUGAUCAAGCUAAAAGAUUGAAGGUUGAAGCUGAGCCCAUAGCUGCUAAAGUUGAAGCUCAUUCUGUAGCUGCUAAGGUUGAAACUCAUUCCACGGCUGCUAAGGUUGAACAGCCUGUUUUUUCCACUGUUACGAUAUCUGAUGCGCUCGCCAAAUUUUUUGGAAGUGAAGAAAAGGAGAUACCCCAAACAGAGGCCUUGAAACGUAUUUGGGAGUAUAUAAAGCUUAACCAACUUGAGGAUCCUCUGAAUUCUAUGGUGAUUGUGUGCGAUGCAAAGCUUCAGGAACUCCUAGAAUGUGAAAGUAUUUCUGCUCCGGAAAUACCUCAGAUGCUGGCACGUCGUCAUUUUGUUUAGCAAUGACUAUACGUCUACAUUACUAUGGUAGGUAUUUCAGGUCAUAGCUGUCUAGUCGUUUGAUAAUACGCUAAUGUUUCCGAAGAUGUAUCUUGGUUCUUAGGUAAUUUUAGUUUGUUAACAUAGUUAGACUCAUGGUAUGUAAUUAGAAUUCUGGAUUGAUGUGCUUCUGAGCUUAUGGCAGAAGGUUGUUUUUGUAAUUAUGCCAUGGCCUUGGUCUAGGUACAGUAGCUCCUCUGUUCUUGUAAAAUCCUGGCAUCCUUAAUAUAUGGCUAGUAGGAACAUUAAUAGAUUCUUAGCUUGUUCAAACACAUUGGAACUAAGAUGUAUAUGUCAGGUAUACAAUCUACAUUGGGGGGUAUCUUCUUUGAUAUAAAAUUUCUGGUACUUA
Messenger RNA from Nicotiana tabacum (common tobacco), 1623 nucleotides. RefSeq lists its product as uncharacterized. The record is from RefSeq and is a predicted model, not a curated record. NCBI's taxonomy places the organism in Eukaryota, Viridiplantae, Streptophyta, Magnoliopsida, Solanales, Solanaceae.